GUUAAUCUUGUAGCGAGUUGAAUAUCGAGCGGUGAAUCAUCACAUCACAUCAUCUACUGUAUUUACGCAUAGACAGGUAAACAUGUCUCCAAAUGAUGGAGUGGUUGUUCGGGCACCGCAUGUCGCCGGAUGAGAUGCUGCGCAAGAACCAGCGCGCCCUGAACAAGGCGGUGCGCGACCUGGAGCGCGAGCGCGCCAAGAUGGAGCAGCAGGAGAAGAAACUCAUCAAUGACAUCAAGAAGUUGGCCAAGGAGGGGCAGAUGGAUGCAGUAAAGAUAAUGGCGAAGGACCUGGUGCGCACGCGGCGGUAUGUGCGCAAGUUCAUGCUGAUGAAGGCCAACAUCCAGGCCGUCGGCCUCAAGAUCCAGACCCUCAAGUCACAGUCCACGAUGGCGCAGGCCAUGCGCGGCGUCACAAGGGCCAUGGCUACCAUGAACCGGCAGUUGAACAUGCCGCAGAUACAGAAGAUUCUGCAGGAGUUUGAGAAGCAGUCAGAGAUCAUGGACAUGAAAGAAGAGAUGAUGAACGACUCCAUCGACGAGGCCAUGGAGGGAGACGAGGACGAAGAGGAAAGUGACGUGGUGGUCGGACAGAUCCUGGACGAGCUGGGGCUGCAGCUCACCGACACGCUGUCCGGCCUGCCGCAGGCCACGGGCUCGCUGUCCAUAUCCGGUGAGUCGAAAACCCCAGCGUCGCCUCAAGCCGUAGCGGGCGGCUCCGGCGGCGGCGGCGGAGCCCCGGACGCCGACGCCGAGCUGCAGGCGCGGCUCGACAACCUGCGCCGCGAGUAG
Messenger RNA from Cydia amplana, 791 nucleotides. RefSeq names its product charged multivesicular body protein 2a (gene Vps2). Gene Ontology annotation, biological process: endosome transport via multivesicular body sorting pathway; late endosome to vacuole transport; protein transport. The coding region runs from base 93 to 791 and encodes 232 amino acids. The transcript has 6 exons. The record is from RefSeq and is a predicted model, not a curated record. Gene Ontology annotation, cellular component: ESCRT III complex; multivesicular body. Lineage: Eukaryota; Metazoa; Arthropoda; Insecta; Lepidoptera; Tortricidae.